Mycena indigotica is the source of this 243-nucleotide messenger RNA. RefSeq lists its product as uncharacterized. Bases 1 to 243 code for a protein of 80 amino acids. Lineage: Eukaryota; Fungi; Basidiomycota; Agaricomycetes; Agaricales; Mycenaceae. The record is from RefSeq and is a predicted model, not a curated record. The transcript has 5 exons.
AUGGCGCCCCGAAGUAACUUCAUGAAACACUGGUUUGCCGUUGAGGCAAUUCCAAUCUAUGUCGCUGUUGGUGGAGCAUGCGUCGGGGCUUCCUGGUAUCUUUACCGGCUCGCCACUGGUCCAACCGUCGUCUGGACCAAGAACAACCCGCACCCCUUCCUCUCCAUCGAGCAGGACCAAGGCACUAAGCUCUACGAGGUUAACCACAAGUUCGAUAAGAGCUGGAAGCGCGAGAAGCUGUAG